Molecule: messenger RNA, 1046 nt
Organism: Arachis stenosperma
Lineage: Eukaryota; Viridiplantae; Streptophyta; Magnoliopsida; Fabales; Fabaceae
Exons: 1
Coding region: 1-546 (181 amino acids)
Source: RefSeq, a predicted model, not a curated record
AUGGGAACAGCAAUUCUUCGUUCCCACGAUUGCCUUCAAGGGCGAUUUCGCAACGACGCUUUGGCCCUUGCCACCUCACACGUUAGAUCUCCAAGAUGUUCUAACAACCCUAACCCUAACGUCAAUUUCUCCUCUCACCGGAACCGCCGCCGGAAGCGAAGUCCGGUGAACAACCAUCACACCAUUCGCCACCGGUCUGGUGAUCGACCGGCAAAGAAAGUUCCGGCCGCCGCGAGCCUUGUAUCUGGCCAAGUCAAGAUCCUCAAGAGAGGCGAGAAAUGGACCCCGGAGAAUAGACACAUAGAGGCUCGGGCUAAGAGCGUUGAUAAUUUGGAUCUGUUGUUAGGAUCCACAAAUCGGUUAGGUCCGGAUCCGGUUAUGGUGCAGAGGCAGAUUAUGGUUCCGGUUCCGAAGGAUGUGAUCUACGCCGGAUCGGCGUUUGUUGCGUCUCCGCCUCCGAGCUCCGUUCCGGUUCCCGCAUUUUUAGGGAAGAACGGUGCCGCCACGAGCGAUCUAAGGCGGUUGCUUGGCCUUGAUCUGGAAUAAUCAAAGAUAGGAUCUGCGAUGCGGUGCUGUACUCGGUGGAUUAGUUGUUUGUUUGCAGUUUGGUUUUACUUUUCUUCCUGCGUAGAUGUCUCGACGCGCUUCCUUUAUUUUUUCAAGAGGACAAGCCGUUGAGGGCGAGGAAAUGAAGAAAGUGUUAAAAGCAAAGCAAAGCGAAGGUUACCUAUCAUAGGGAUUGAAAGGAAAUGUUCGAUGAUGAUAUUCAUAGAUGAUUAGUCAAUUAGCUAGUGUUAGUUCUACAAGUUGAAUUUGCAAGGGUUGAACGAAAGUAUGAUUCUCUUGUACAUUCCUAUAGUAUCGUAAUGUGCGUCUGAUCUAGAAUUUGGAUUUAGGUUGUCCCUACCUGUGUGUUCGUUUUCUUCCUCUUUUUUUUCUUCUUCAAAAAUGCUAGGAGGUUGGUUGUAUUGUGUUGUUCUCCUUCUAUUAUUACCUAUGUAGCUAUAGAAUUUCAUAGUGUAAUUCAAUAAAAUCUCCUUGCAUUC